Molecule: messenger RNA, 6518 nt
Organism: Hippocampus comes (tiger tail seahorse)
Lineage: Eukaryota; Metazoa; Chordata; Actinopteri; Syngnathiformes; Syngnathidae
Product: receptor-type tyrosine-protein phosphatase S-like
Exons: 32
Coding region: 624-6437 (1937 amino acids)
Biological process (GO): protein dephosphorylation
Molecular function (GO): protein tyrosine phosphatase activity; protein binding
Source: RefSeq, a predicted model, not a curated record
UUUUACAAUCGGAGCGGGACACCAAAUUGAGAUUGUGACAGGUAAAAUAUUGAUUGCGUCAUCGUGCCUUUCAUGACGUGAACAAAAGAAACAAACAAACGAUGACUGGAAUGGAAUUACUUUUGUAACCAGAUACAGAUGACGACAAAGAAAAAUACGAACUUGUGACCCCCUGCGCCAUUCAUCAAAUUGACCCUUGUGUUUAUUUUCAAAACUCUUUCUAUCGUGCCAAGAUGACACCAAAAGCACCGGCGUACACGAAAGUAGCAAUUGGUUUCAAGGAAGUACGCUGCUAAAUUUAGCGUAGGUUGUUACUGCGACGGCGUCUUUAUUGCAUUCGUACGUUUUGCUCUGCUGAAUGGAGGUCUCGUUUGUACUCGUCAAUUAGCCGAUAUACUCAGGCACUUCCGGUGCUUUUUUUCUUCUCCAAAUAAGAUGAUCUGCAAUGUUGUAAAAUGAUCUUGAAUUGUACAACAGGGAUAAAUAAAGUUUUCUAAAUGUGAAUCUAAAAUGAUUGGAAAGUGUUUGGAGACUCAUAGUUUGUGGUAUAUUCAUGGUUUAAACGUUUCGCUCUAACUCCUCUCGUUUACGAUUGUGGAUCCGCUUCCACUGCGACGACAUUAAUGUCUUUCUCUCUUGCCAUCCAGACCAUCGAGUUUGACGACGGCGCAGGCGCCGUGCUGAGGAUCCAGCCUCUCAGAGCACCUCGAGACGAGAACAUCUACGAGUGUGUCGCGCGUAACAGCGCAGGAGAGCUGUCAGUCACGGCAAAGCUGGCCAUUAUCAGAGAGGACCUGUUGCCAUUUGGCUUCCCGAGUAUCGAUAUGGGCCCCCAGUUGAAGGUGGUGGAGCGCACAAGGACGGCCACCAUGCUGUGUGCCGCCAGUGGCAUCCCCGACCCGGAGAUUUCCUGGUUCAAGGACUUUCUGCCUGUUGAACCCAGCACCAGUCAAGGCCGCAUCAAACAGCUCCGAUCAGGAGCUCUCCAGAUCGAGAACAGCGAGGAAACCGACCAAGGGAAGUACGAGUGCGUGGCCACAAAUUCUCAAGGUGUGCGCUACUCCUCGCCAGCCAACCUCUACGUGCGAGGAGCGACAGACACAUUGCGCCGCGUCCCCCCUCGUUUCUCCAUUCUCCCCUCCAACCACGAAAUCAUGCCGGGAGGGAGCGUCAACAUCACCUGCGUGGCGGUGGGCUCCCCGAUGCCCUACGUCAAAUGGAUGGUGUCCAGCGAGGACCUGACCCCCGAGGACGAGAUGCCCAUCGGUCGGAACGUGCUGGAGCUCAAUGGCGUGCGAGAGUCGGCCAACUACACGUGCGUGGCCAUGAGUAGCCUGGGUAUCAUCGAGGCCACGGCUCAAGUCUUAGUCAAGACUUUGCCAAAGCCUCCGGGCACUCCCAUCGUCACGGAAACCACAGCCACCAGCGUGACCAUCACGUGGGACUCCGGUAACCCCGACCCGGUCUCGUACUACAUCAUCCAGUACCGCGCCAAAGGGCCAGACAGCAAGUAUGAGACGGUAGACAGCAUCACCACCACCCGCUACAGCAUCGGUGGGCUGUACCCCAACACCGAGUACGAGAUCCGAGUGUCAGCCUUCAACAGCAUUGGCCAGGGCCCCCCCUCUGUACGAGUGGACGCCCGGACGGGAGAGCAAGCCCCGGCCAGCCCGCCGCGAAAUGUCCAAGCGCACAUUAUUUCGCAGAACACAGUGAUGGUCCGCUGGGAGGAACCGGAGGAGCCAAAUGGGCAGGUGAAAGGCUAUCGCGUGUACUACACCAUGGACCCGUCCCGGCCGAUGAAUGAGUGGAAGAUCCAUAAUGUCCAGGACAGUGUGAUCACCACCAUACAAAGCUUGGUGACCUCCGAGACGUACACCCUCCAAGUCCUGGCCUUCACCUCAGUCGGGGACGGGCCCUUCUCUGACCCGGUCCACGUUAAAGUCAUGCCAGGAGUUCCAGGACAACCGGGGAAGUUUAAAAUCGGGAGGGUGACUGACACCAGCAUUGAGCUGACCUGGGAGCCGGCGUACACCAAGGAGGGCAUCAUCAAUUACGAGCUCCUUUACAAACCUGUCAAGUAUGGCAGUUUGGAGAAGCUGACCUUUGGCCCGCGAAACUCCUACACGGUGGAGGGUCUGAAAGCCAACACAGACUAUUCCUUCUCCCUGGCAGCCAUCUCCAACAAAGGCAUCGGUGCUUUCACCAAUGAACUGGUGCAGAGGACAUCACAAGCCAAGCCCUCAGCCGCACCCGAGGGUGUCUCCUGCGAGAGUGCCAGCUCCACCUCGCUGAGAGUUAGUUGGAGGCCGCCUCCACUGGAAGGCCAGAAUGGCGAGUUGGCAGGUUAUGAGCUGAGGUACCGCAAGGUUUCUGGGGCAGGAGGCAAAGGUCAGGGCCAGGAGGUGUCCGGGCUCCCUAUCUCGGCCCGGCAGGCAGACACACUAGUAGAGGGCCUGGAGAAAUGGAGCUGGUACAACAUCACCAUGGCAGCCUCUACUUCUGAGGGAACUGGACCCAACAGCUUGCCUGUACUCUGCAGAACAGAUGAGGAUGUUCCCAGCGCAGCCCCUCGUCACAUUGAUGUCAAUCCUAUCAAUUCCUCCGCACUUCGGAUCACUUGGCGGUCUGUGUUGCCAAGGUUACGUCAAGGUCAGAUCCGCGGUUACCAGGUGCACUACAGCCGUGUUGGCGGCGGCGAAUCCCGAAAUCUUCCUUGGAUAAAAGAUAUCCUCCUGGAUGAGUCUCAGAUGGAAGAGGAUGAUUCCACUCAGUAUGAGAUGAUCUUGGGAGGCCUAAAAGCAGAGACUUUGUAUUCCGUCUCAGUGGCAGCAUAUACCACCAAAGGUGACGGAGCACAUAGCAAAGCCAAGCUGGUGAAGACCUCAGGGUUGGUACCCGGCCCUCCCUGUUUGUGGGCACAUUUGGGAUUAGGUCCAUCAGUGGUGCUUCGAUGGGCUCCUCCACCGGAAUGCGCAGCGUCAGGCUCUGAUGGCCAGGGGCUCCCUUUGGAAAUUCAAGGCUACCGCCUCCAGUUUGGCCUGAAGAAUGCCUCCCUGGAGACCACGAUAGAUUUCACAAAAGAGAGAAACUUCACCGUCAUAAACCUCUCCCCGGGCUCCACCUACGUCUUUGUGCUCUCCGCAAAGAGCCGAGCGGGCUACGGAGAUGUAGUGCGGAGGGAAAUAAGCGUACCCGUCAUCCCACCCUCAGGAUACCCCAAAAUAUCUGACUUUGUUAACGCCACUUGCUGCUCCCUCCAGUUCUCCUGGCUCCCUCCUGACCAAGAGGAGAGCAAUGGCGUCAUCACAGAGUACAACAUAGCUUACAAAGAGACUGCAGGCUCCAAACCCUCAAGCGUUCCAGGCCCCUUUUCAUUACCCGCCCUCCGCGCUCCCCCACGUGUGGUCACGCUGCCGGCGAGCCAAUCUCGCUACACAAUCCUGGGCCUCAAUCACAGCACAGCUUAUGAAGUUCAGCUCAGAGCCCACAACAAGGCAGGGCCCGGCCCCUUCAGCCCCCCUCUGCUGUGCCGAACCGUGGCCUUUGAAACAGGUAGAGUUGGCCUUCAGAUGCUGGAAACACCCUCUAACCAAGCACCGCUUCGACUUCACAUCUCCCCCUGCUGUGGAAGUCACGCCAAAAAACAAGAUACUGAAAACAAGUCGGAGGAGGGCGAGCAACCCUUCAAUCUCUUCCACUCACUCACUUACCUCCAUCACCAACCCUUCACCAAUGGAAAAAGGCUGAAUGUUAAUGGCUGUUUGCUUCAAGAGCACCGCUUAUCACAUUCCCUCAGACGUGCCAAGGAAUUUUUCAGUCAAUCUGGCCACGAGGACGAGUGUUCUUCUGACGUGGGAGUUUCCCGAAAGCAGCAACCCGUGGAGUACAAUCGGCAAAAGAUGGAGGUGGAUGCUCGCCUGAAGAAGGCCGUCAUCCCAAACCUUCAGCCCGACACCAGCUACGACUUCAAGAUCACCGCUCCCGAAGGCAACAUGGGCGGCCUUCGCCACCGCAUCACCGCCAAAACGUCCCCUCCGAUCGCCAUCCGCCGCCCAGAGGUCGAUCACACCCGGGACACGGAGACCACAGUCACUAUCAUUCUGCCAUCCCUGGAGUCUCGAACGCCUGUCAAAAUUGUUAGUCAUGUUGGGAUGCAUCAUUUCUCUCCUCCUCUUUGCCGCCCCAUGUCUCAGCUGUUAAAAGACAUCAGUCAAAAACAGAGGGACUCUCGUCAGCAGAAGCAGGUGGACCUGCGCCGCGCUUACAUCACAGCCCGCUUCACACCUGCCACCCUACCAGCCUUCUUUACCCUGGGGGACCAGCUGGACUACGGAGGCUUCGAGAACCGCGCAUUAGAGCCCGGGCAGGAAUACGUCUUCUUCAUCCUGGCUGAACUCAACUCUACAACCGGGAAGAUGUACGUAGCCAGUCCUUACACGGAUCCGGUGAUCGCCCCGGAUUCAGACCCCCAACCUCUGGAUGCGGGUGACGGUCUCAUCUGGGUGGUGGGACCGGUACUCGCAGUGGUUUUCAUCAUCUGCAUCGUCAUCGCUAUUUUACUCUACAAGAACAAGCGCAAGGAGUCUGAGCCAGGAACCAAAAGUCUUCUGAGUAAUGCCGAGAUGAUGGCCCAUCACCCAACAGACCCCGUGGAGAUGAGACGAAUUAACUUCCAGACUCCAGGGAUGAUGAGCCAUCCUCCCAUUCCCAUCAGCGAGCUGGCUGAGCAUAUCGAGCUGAUGAAAGCCAACGACAAUCUCCGACUUUCCCAGGAAUACGAGUCCAUUGACCCCGGGCAGCAAUUCACUUGGGAGCAUUCCAACUUGGAGGUCAACAAGCCCAAAAACCGCUAUGCUAAUGUGAUAGCGUACGACCACACCAGAGUCAUCCUGGCACCCAUAGAAGGCGUCCUGGGAAGCGACUACAUCAACGCCAAUUACAUUGACGGCUACAGAAAGCAGAAUGCCUACAUCGCCACCCAGGGGCCACUGGCUGAGACAUUUGGUGACUUCUGGAGAAUGGUGUGGGAGCAGCGGGCGGCCUCUGUUGUCAUGAUGACACGCUUGGAGGAGAAAUCGCGGAUAAAGUGUGACCAGUACUGGCCUAGUCGGGGCACAGACACAUAUGGGACAAUCCAGGUAACCCUGCUGGACACCAUGGAACUGGCAACAUUCUGCGUCCGCACCUUCUCCCUCCAUAAGAGUGGCAGCAGUGAACGACGAGAGGUCCGUCAGUUCCAGUUUACCGCCUGGCCAGAUCACGGCGUUCCGGAGUACCCGACCCCAUUCCUCAACUUCCUGCGACGGGUCAAGGCCUGCAACCCUCCGGAUGCCGGGCCCAUUAUCGCGCACUGCAGCGCCGGCGUCGGCCGCACCGGCUGCUUCAUCGUCAUCGACGCCAUGCUGGAGCGCAUCCGACACGAGCGUACCACCGACAUCUACGGUCACGUCACACUGAUGCGUUCCCAGAGGAACUACAUGGUACAAACCGAGGACCAGUACAGCUUCAUCCAUGAGGCGCUGCUGGAGGCCGUGGCCUGCGGGAACACCGAGGUGGCCGCCAGGAGUCUCUACUCGUACAUGCAGAAGCUGGCGAAGGUGGAGAGCGGCGAGCAUGUCACUGGCAUGGAGCUGGAGUUUAAACGACUGGCCAACACCAAAGCCCACACGUCCCGCUUUGUCACAGCCAACCUCCCCUGCAACAAGUUCAAGAAUCGGCUCGUCAACAUCAUGCCCUACGAGACCACCCGUGUGUGUCUCCAGCCAAUCAGAGGCCUGGAGGGAUCUGACUACAUAAACGCCAGCUACAUUGACGGUUACAGGCAGCAGAAAGGCUACAUCGCCACCCAGGGUCCACUGGCAGAGACCACAGAAGACUUUUGGAGGAUGCUGUGGGAGCACAACUCAACUAUUGUGGUCAUGCUCACGAAACUGAGGGAGAUGGGCCGGGAGAAGUGUCACCAGUACUGGCCGGCUGAACGCUCCGCCAGGUACCAGUACUUUGUGGUGGACCCCAUGGCCGAGUACAACAUGCCCCAGUACAUCCUGCGGGAAUUCAAAGUAACAGAUGCCAGGGACGGCCAAUCGCGAACAGUCCGUCAGUUCCAGUUCACUGACUGGCCCGAGCAAGGUGUGCCCAAAUCCGGUGAAGGCUUCAUCGAUUUCAUUGGCCAAGUGCACAAAACGAAGGAGCAAUUUGGCCAGGAUGGACCGAUCAGUGUUCAUUGCAGUGCUGGCGUGGGUCGCACGGGGGUCUUCAUCACUCUGAGCAUCGUGCUGGAGAGGAUGCGCUACGAAGGGGCAGUGGACAUUUUCCAGACUGUCAAAAUGCUGCGGACACAGAGACCAGCCAUGGUGCAGACUGAGGAUGAGUACCAGUUCUGCUACCAGGCCGCUCUGGAGUAUUUGGGUAGCUUCGACCACUAUGCAACAUAAUCGACGACACGACGGCAAAGAAGGAGCAAAAGACAAAGAGGAAAGAUCUACACUAACAAGGACAAGAACAAAAAAAAGAUG